AUGCUCGUCCUCGCUCUUCUCGCGGCGCCCUCAAACGCCGCGUCUCGCCCCCCUCCGCGGCGCGGGGGUGCCCUCAUCGACACGCGCAACGCCGCCUUCCAUCCGACCUUCUCUUACCCGUUCAACCUCUCCAAGUUCAGCGGAGCCGACUCACGCGCCGCCGGCCCGACCACCUUCAAGCCCAUCGGCGCCGCGGCCAACGCCGAGCUCGCCUCCUUUGGCGAGUCCACCGGCGCGGCCAUCGUUGGCGACGGCUCGUUCGCCGACUCCACCGUCAACUCCGUCUGUGUCACGUGCGGCGGCGGCGGCGCCCCUGUGUGCUUCACGACCGCCACGGCCCUCUCAGAGAUCGAGGCGGCGUCCCUGCUCUUUCUCCACCCUUGUGCGGCCGUGCUGGCGCUGCUCCUCGCGGCGUGCCUUGAGCUGCUGCGUGGGCAGGUCAAGAAGAAGAGUGUGCAGGGCCGCAGCCACGCAGCGAUCUCUGUACCCUUGCUCGCCAGCACGCGUGCUCUCCGAGUUGGCAUUGUGAUCCUCGUCUGCCUGCAGGGCGUAUGCGGCACACCAGCGGCGCCGCUCCAGACCGUCAACGUCAGCAGCCCGUGUUCGCUCACCGACGGCGGCUCGUGCGCCGCGUCGCCAAACUACCCGAACAGCUACGGCAUCAACGAGGAGUGCACCAUCAGCGGCGUGCCGCCGGUCGAGCUGGAGACGAUCGCCUUUGAGGUGGAGGCGUACGGCUGCCGCUACGACUAUCUCACCGUCAACGGCACGAAGUACUGCGGCACGUCGGGGCCGAGUGGCGCGGUGGCGGAGGACGGCGUCAUUGAGUGGCGAUCGGAUGGCUACGGGGUCAGGAGCGGUCCCGCGCCAUAUCACGGCACAGGCCCGAGCAGCGACCACACCACCGGCUCGGGCUUUUACCUCUUGACCAGGGCGUACUACAACGGAUAUCGCUCCAACAAGCUGCACCAGCUCGAGAGCCCGCCCUUCUCGCUCCAGCAGGACGCCACCCUCUCCUUCUUCUACCACAUGCUCGGUAGAACCAUGGGCACGCUCUCCGUCGAGGCAAACGACAACGAGACGGGCUGGUCGACGCUCUGGAGCAAGACCGGCGACCAGGGCGACGCCUGGCUCGACGCGGCACUCGUCCUGCCCGCCUCGACGACGCAGGUGCGCUUCAACGGCCGGACGGGGCCGGACUACAUGUCGGACAUGGCGCUGGACGACGUCUCCUUCUCGCAGUUUACGCCUCCGUCGCCGCCGCCGUCGCCGCCCUUUCCGCCUUCCUCGCCGCCCUUUCUGCCGCCGCCGCCGCUCUCCCCCGGCUUCGAUGCCGCCGCGGCGACCGAGAACGAUCUCCGCUCCCUGAUCGAGGGGGCUGUUGCCAGCGUCUCAAUCUACCUGCCGCCCAGUGCGGACUUCAAGCUGGGCAGCGAGAUCAGCUGUACCUCCAGCAUCAAGGUGACUGUCGCGAGCAGCGGCGAGGGCGCGACGCUCGACGGCAAGGGACAGACCAGGCUCUUUCACCUCCGGGGCGGGUGCAGCCUCACCCUGCGGGGGCUGACCCUCGUCAACGGGAGGGCGGGCAGAGGCGGCGUUGUGCACGCUGCUUCAGGCGCAGGCGACGUCGAGAUCAUCGACUCCACCGUGAGGAACUGCCAUGUUGACGCUGUGCGCCGCGUAGAGCUAGCCGCACUCCAGCAGCGCCACACGGCAGCGCGCGGCGGCGUCGUCUACGCGAAUUGGAACAGCGGUGCGGUCUCGAUAAUCGGCUCGACCGUGACGGGCUGCUCGGCUAAUGACGGCGGCGUCGUCUACGCGCAGGCCAGCGGUGCGGUCUCGAUAAUCGGCUCGACCGUGACGAGCUGCUCGGCUGGCGAUGUGCGCCGCGUAGAGCUAGCAGCCUCCCUGCAGCCGGCACAGGAGGGCGAGAGGCUGGAGGAGGCGGGCUCGGACGCGUACUGCGCUUCGGACUUCAAAGGCCCCGAGUGCCAGCUCUGCGCUGCAGAGAACCAUUACCUCGUCGACGGCGACACCUGCAAAGUAUGCGCUCCGCGCGGCGCCGCUGUGGGUCGCAUCGUCGGCCUCGUCCUCGGCCUCUGCGUCGCGUGCGGCUUGGCGGCGUGGGCCUACAACAUGCCGUGGCGGGAGGAGCGCAUCAUCGGCCCUAUCCUCCGCUUCGCAGACCGCUCCGUCAAGUACUACGUCGGGGUCGGAAUGACGGCCAAGGUCAAGAUCCUGUUUGGCUUCUACCAGAUCAGCACCGUGUUGUCCUCCACCUACUCCGCGCGGCUGCCGGCCAAGUACACGGGCUGGACGGACAGCUUGGCCAACGUGAUCUCCAUCGACUGGUCUGGCUUUUUCAUGCCGGAGCAGUGCCUCGGCUACGCUCUGCGGCUCCUCGCCAUCGCCCUCUCCCCCGUCGCCCUCAUCGCCCUGCUAAUGAUCGCGGGAAUAAGCCUGCGGCUCUACCGCUGGCGUGCCGCUCCGCGCGCGAGGCCGUGGUACGCGGAGGCGGCCCUCGGCCUCCUCGACCUCACGCCGGCGGGCCUCGUGCUCAUCUUCUGCUUCGCCUACACCACCUCUCCGCCAAACGAGCCCCUGCGGCAGGUGUCCUACAUGCGGCAGGACGCGAGCGUCGAGUGCAGCUCCGACGAUCACGGACCCAUCACCGCCCUCGCCAUGGCUUUCAUCGUCCUCUGGCCCGCCGGCUCGCUGGUCCUCUUCACGUCGCUCCUCGCCGCUUGCUACAAGCCGCUGCAGGCAAAGACGCCGAAUGCUCUGACGCGGGCCACCGCCUUUCUCCACCGGGAGUACGAGAAGAUCUGGUACUGGUGGGAGGCGGUCGAGCUGGCUCGCAAGCUCGUGCUGACUGGCUUCGUGCUGCUGAUAUCGGAGGAGCGAGCCUUUGUUCGCCUCGUGGUGGCGACCCUUGUCUGCUCAUGCUACGCCGUCGCGCUCGCCGUCGUGCGGCCGUACAAGCGGGUCGAGGACAACGUGCUCGCCGUCGCCACGAGCCUCGUGCUCCUCCUCCUUUUCCUCGGCACCAACUGGAGCACCAUCUUCCUCGGCAUCCAGGAGCGGUACCAGGGAGCCGACCCCACCGAUGUCCUCGGCUUCCGCAACCUCAAUGUGAUCGUCGACUCGAUGAUCAUCCUCGUUGCAGUCGUGCUCGCCUUCUUCCUCGUCGGCGCCAUCGUCGCCGCCCGUCGCGUCGCCAAGGUCCCCACGAUCCGCCUCGUAUCGACCAAGCAGCCCCCCGAGCUGAGCAUCGUGAUGGGCCUCACGUGGCACCUCUUCAACAGCCAUAUCUGGUCUACCGGUCAAGACGCCGUCAAGGUCAUCAAGGGUGAGCUCGAGCAGCUGCUGCCGGACAUCAAAGUCUUUCUUGACAACUGCCUCCGAGAGGUUCGCUCGUCGCUCGAGAAGGACAAGCCGCUCGUCCUCGUCCAAGAAGCGGACCCUGCAAAGGGCGGCGGGACGCUCCAGGCGCUGCGCGACGAGUGCCCCGAGGACCUGCAGCCGGCCAUCUUUGAAAAGGACUGGCCGCUCACGAUCUGGUAUCGCAUCGAGGAGUUUCAGCUCGUCUCCCUCAAGAUCAUCGCCGAGGCGCCGCCGGCCUCAGCCAGCCAGCCGCUCUGCAGUCCUCUCCGUCUCCCAACCAACCCCACUUGA
Messenger RNA from Emiliania huxleyi CCMP1516, 3675 nucleotides. RefSeq lists its product as hypothetical. Gene Ontology annotation, cellular component: membrane. The coding region runs from base 1 to 3675 and encodes 1224 amino acids. The transcript has 8 exons. NCBI's taxonomy places the organism in Eukaryota, Haptophyta, Isochrysidales, Noelaerhabdaceae. The record is from RefSeq and is a predicted model, not a curated record.